UGUCUCUUGGAAGCCUUAGACACACACUCACACCAAACACAUUAACUCUGCUAAUGAAGUAGUGAGCAGCAGCACCUCCUGACCGCCAUUCCGCACCAAAAACUUUCCAUUUUCCUCUUCCCACUCUCUGGGACUUCCUUUUGAUUCUGCUGUGUGGAGGAGGAGGAGGAGUGUGUGUGUGGUGGUGGGAUUUACAGUCUCCUUUAACGCUUGCUGGGACCUAGGAAAAGAAGAGUUACACCAUGUACUGCAAGUGAAAAAGUCUCUGUGUGUGUUUCUUGCAGAAGUUGAGGCUUUUCUCUGCUGCUUCCAGAAGUGAAAGCUGUGCCUUUAAUACACGUUGAGUGAGGUACCCAAGGAUAGGAAACUGGCCUGAAGGGAAAAUCUGGGGGAGACUGGGUAUUUGGCUACAUUUGCCCCUGAAGCGUGGAUCACACUUCUUGUAAACCUCAUCAAAUUGAGGUGGGGCUAAGAUGAGCAUAACCAGUGACGAAGUGAAUUUCUUGGUGUAUCGCUAUCUCCAGGAGUCAGGUUUUUCCCAUUCGGCCUUUACAUUUGGUAUCGAAAGCCACAUUAGUCAGUCCAACAUCAAUGGAACACUAGUGCCACCUGCUGCCCUCAUCUCUAUUCUUCAGAAAGGCCUGCAGUAUGUGGAGGCUGAGAUCAGCAUCAAUGAAGAUGGUACAGUAUUUGAUGGCAGGCCCAUAGAGUCACUGUCUCUGAUCGACGCUGUGAUGCCUGAUGUGGUACAGACCAGGCAACAGGCGUUCAGAGAGAAACUAGCUCAGCAACAAGCCAGUGCGGCAGCGGCAGCAACGGCAGCAGCAGCAGCCGCAACAGCGACGACGGCAGCAACCACGACAGUUGUUUCCCAGCACAACACACCAAAGAAUGGAGAAGCCACUGUGAACGGAGAGGAGAAUGGGGCACAUGCAAUAAAUAAUCAUUCAAAGCCAAUGGAAAUCGACGGGGAUGUUGAAAUACCUCCUAACAAAGCAACAGUCCUUCGGGGCCAUGAAUCAGAGGUGUUCAUCUGUGCCUGGAACCCUGUCAGUGACCUACUAGCGUCUGGAUCUGGAGACUCAACUGCCAGAAUAUGGAAUCUCAAUGAAAAUAGCAACGGUGGUUCCACUCAGCUAGUUUUGAGGCACUGUAUAAGAGAAGGAGGACACGAUGUCCCCAGCAAUAAGGAUGUGACUUCAUUGGACUGGAAUAGUGAUGGAACGCUAUUGGCUACAGGAUCAUAUGAUGGUUUUGCAAGAAUAUGGACAGAAGAUGGUAACCUUGCAAGCACCUUAGGUCAACAUAAAGGUCCCAUAUUUGCUUUGAAGUGGAACAAAAAGGGGAAUUACAUUUUAAGUGCUGGUGUUGAUAAAACAACAAUAAUUUGGGAUGCUCACACAGGGGAAGCUAAGCAGCAGUUUCCUUUCCACUCAGCCCCUGCUCUGGAUGUAGACUGGCAGAACAACACUACUUUUGCCUCCUGCAGUACUGACAUGUGCAUUCACGUAUGCAGACUUGGCUGUGAUCGCCCAGUCAAAACCUUUCAAGGACACACAAAUGAAGUCAAUGCAAUUAAAUGGGACCCUUCUGGUAUGCUACUAGCAUCCUGCUCUGAUGAUAUGACAUUAAAGAUUUGGAGUAUGAAGCAAGAUACAUGUGUACAUGACCUUCAGGCUCACAGCAAAGAGAUUUAUACUAUCAAAUGGAGUCCUACAGGACCAGGCACCAGCAACCCAAACUCCAACAUCAUGUUAGCAAGUGCUUCAUUCGAUUCUACUGUUCGGCUGUGGGACGUUGAACGAGGAGUCUGCAUUCAUACAUUAACCAAACAUCAAGAACCUGUCUACAGUGUAGCUUUUAGUCCUGAUGGGAAAUACUUGGCCAGUGGGUCCUUUGACAAAUGUGUCCAUAUAUGGAAUACUCAGAGUGGAACUCUAGUACAUAGCUACAGAGGCACUGGAGGAAUCUUUGAAGUCUGUUGGAAUGCGAGAGGAGACAAAGUGGGAGCAAGUGCAUCAGACGGAUCGGUUUGUGUUCUAGAUCUGCGGAAGUAAAGGUGAAGUGUUUUAGAAGAAAUUUCAAAUGGACCAGCAGUGAAUGUGUGGGGAGAAGCACUCUUCAAAACUAUUCUUAACAGCUCCAGAACUGUACAAACUUGAAAAAAGUUAGUGUGUACAAUGAAACCAACUCUCCCUGGCCACAGAAGUCUAGUAUUUUGCCCGUAACCCUCAUCAAGGAGUAAAAACACAGUCACUUCAAAGGGGGAGAGGAUGGUUUUCACCUGGAAUAUUCAGCCUUGGAAGCAUGAAGCCACCAACUAGAGACUGCACUGUUUGGUUUGCAUCUGAGAACUUGCUUUGAUGGCUGAAAAAAAAAAAAGCUGUGCCAAAAAUAAUAAUAAAGAAACAAACUAAGCAAAAUGCUGUGAUAAACCAAAAGGGAAAAAAAAAUCCUCCUCCAUGUGGUGUUGUAUUUUUUUCCUUCCAAUUUGGACACUACAGUUGCUCUCCCAAAGGACAUUCAAAGACCAGUUUGUACUGAUGAAAUGCGCAACUUUGUAAUCACAACACUUUCUAUUUUCUAGACUA
This is a messenger RNA of Mauremys mutica (yellowpond turtle), 2591 nucleotides long. RefSeq names its product transducin beta like 1 X-linked (gene TBL1X). NCBI's taxonomy places the organism in Eukaryota, Metazoa, Chordata, Testudines, Geoemydidae. The record is from RefSeq and is a predicted model, not a curated record. Bases 474 to 2057 code for a protein of 527 amino acids. Gene Ontology annotation, biological process: regulation of transcription by RNA polymerase II. The transcript has 16 exons. Gene Ontology annotation, cellular component: histone deacetylase complex. Gene Ontology annotation, molecular function: transcription corepressor activity; protein binding.